Molecule: messenger RNA, 1202 nt
Organism: Syzygium oleosum
Lineage: Eukaryota; Viridiplantae; Streptophyta; Magnoliopsida; Myrtales; Myrtaceae
Exons: 1
Coding region: 1-1032 (343 amino acids)
Source: RefSeq, a predicted model, not a curated record
AUGGAUAGUGAGGAAGAGAGGCUUCGAAAUCUCGGGUUCCUUGGCAUCCUCAAGGAUUCCUUCAAGAUCAUCUUCUCAUGGAAGAAAAUCUUCACUUUAAUCACGCUCUGUUUUAUCCUCCCUCUCUCCGUCAUCUUCUUAGUUCAAGUCCAAGUUUCCGAUAGUCUGGAAGAAAUAAUGCAAUGGGAUCCAUAUGACCUCGAUUGUGGCAAAGACGGUGAAAGAUAUCAUCGCCUCAAUGAUAUCUUAAGAUGCGAUCGUCUAGCAUAUUGGCUCAUCAAAAUAGCAUAUUUGGUCUUCCUCCUGGUGCUUUCCCUUCUCUCUACUUCUGCGGUUGUAUACACUGUGGCCUGCAAUUACACGGGAAAGCCCAUCACCUUCAAAAAGAUCAUGUCCGUGGUCCCGAAGGUAUGGAAGCGAGUUGCCAUCACAUUCAUAUGGAGUUUCUUGAUCCACUUGGCCUACAGCUUAUGCAUGCUGGGGACAUUCGUCAUGUCGGUGAUGCUGAUUGGUUUCUCGCCGGUCGGGCUAGCCAUCUGGAUUAUCCUCUUGAUCCUGUUCUUCGUUGGGUUCGUGUACCUGAGCAUCAUCUGGCAGCUGGCGAGCGUGGUCUCCGUCCUGGAAGAGGAGAACUACGGGAUCAAGGCCAUGGUCAAGGGCAAGAAUCUGAUUGAGGGCAAGCGACGAGUCACGAGUUUCAUCUUCGUGCUGCUGGUCUUGUUCUAUUAUGGGAUCAUGAUAGUGUACCAGAUGUUUGUGGUGUAUUCAUGGAACUUAGCAUUCGAUUUAAUUGUUGGCAUCCCCUGCCUCAUCCUGCUGACGUUCCUGUUCCUGUUUGGCCUCGUGAUCCAAACAGUGAUCUACUUCGUCUGCAAGUCAUAUCACUGCGAGAGCAUCGACAGGCCGGCCUUGGCCAACCAUCUGGAAGCUUACUUUCAGUCUGAUCCUCAGAGGGAAGCCACCAGAGAUGUCCAGCUAGAGCAAGUUCAGAUCGCCACCAAGGAUGCCCGGCUAGAUCAAGUUUAUGUCUGAAGUUCAAAUUGGAACUCUCUGUACCAGCUGAAUAAGAGUGGAACCGACAAACAUAGAUGGCCCUUAGAUUUAAGUUUGCGAGUGUACUUACGAGUUUCGUAUAAGUAUGUUUGAUCUGGAGUCAUGUGUACUUCUUCUUGAUGUGUUCGACGUGGGGAAAGCGAAAGAAA